This is a messenger RNA of Blumeria graminis f. sp. triticale, 2445 nucleotides long. Lineage: Eukaryota; Fungi; Ascomycota; Leotiomycetes; Helotiales; Erysiphaceae. The record is from the annotation of a GenBank genome assembly.
AUGGAUAUCAAGAGUCUACAAACUGCUUCACUCUACAUCAAUAAUCAAUUGCUUUCCCGCGGUCUCAUACGUCAUGAUCAUGAUAUUGAUUUUGCCCACCCAGACGUGGAAAAAGGUGGGCUAGACACCACGAUGGGACGGAUAGUCGGAGUAAUAAAUGAUCUCAUACUUCGCCGCGAUCGAGAUGCGGCUCAGCGCGAAGAUCUGAUAAACGCAAAUAAUACGCUGCGCUCAGAUGCGCAAAGAUUCAACUUAGAAGUUGACCGAUUAAAAGAGGCCAAAAAUGAGCUCGGAAGGAAACUAGCAAUCGCAGAAGCUGAAAAGAAAGCAUAUGAAGACAAGCAAAAGACAAGCGAGACAAGAGAGCGAAGUCUAAAGAUAGAGGUGGAAAAGUUAAGAGGUACUGUCAGUCAAAUACGAGCGAUGUGUGCUGUCGAGUGUCGAAAGAAGGAAAAGAUGGUUGAGGGUUUGAAAAAGUCUCUUGGUGAUGCUAGUCGAAUAAGAGGAGGGAAUAAAACUACUAACUCGCGGGAAAUAAUUGUUACUGCUGGUAUUAAUGAGGCACAGCCUACUAAAUCAACUACAUCAGUUGAAGCAGAAGGUUACCAAUUACACAUGGAAACAAAUGAAUUCCUUACUGAGCUUGCUGGAGGUCUCUCUGAAGAGAACGAAUAUCUAUUGGAUCUGAUACGACGCACUCUAGAUUCAUUGAAGAAACUCAGUGGAUGGAACCAACAAACUGAAAACAUGAUGGUUGUGGCCGAAGUUGAGGAAAAAAAUCUGAAAGAAGAUCUGGAAGCCGUAAUGAUACACAUCCAAAAACUGCUAACUAAUCCUGGCUUUGUACCCCUGGAAGAAGUCGAAAUACGCGAGGAAGAAAUAUUACGCUUACGAGAAGGUUGGGAGUACAUGGAAACGAGAUGGAAGGAAGCUGUUAGUUUGAUGGAUAUCUGGAAAAAGAGAAUGAUGCAUGGGAGUGAGAGAACAGACAUAGAAGAAUUGAAGCCAGAUUGUUGCCUUGACCCCCGCAGGCCACCUAAUAAUGACGCCAUUCCCUUCCACCUCAGUACAGUUCGUGAAGAGAGCGAGGUUGAAGACGAGGAUAAAAGCCAUAAAACUAUUAGAGCCAAUAACAGAAGAAAUCAGGUUCAAAAUUUAGAUAGACAUGGUCGAAUUGAAACCAACCUAUCUUCGGAAAAUUUGACACAAGGUGACAUAGAAGUAAGCGAUGAAGAUGAUGAAAGAUAUCAAGAAGAAGAUGAAGAAGAAGGUGAAGAAGAAGUUCAUGAUGACUAUGGUGACAAUGAAAGAGAAGAAGAGGAUGAUAAUGGUGAUUUUGAUGUUGACUUUGAUGAUGAGGUGCAGUUGUUUGAAGAAGAUCAUGACAAUUCUGACGAAGAACAAUUCCGAUCUUCUGAAGAAGGAAAUAAAAAUCAAGUUCAAGAAGAGGCUGAGAACGAGAGCCGAGAUUAUCGACAAGAGCAAAAAUCACAGGCUUCUUUUCGAAACUCUCCUCAGGCUCAUCCAACAAAUGAGAUGAAGGGAAACUGUACUUCUACUCAACCUCAAAUUAUUACUCAUGUUGAUGGUGGUUUGAACACCUUGAGCGAGAACGAUCGAGACUCACUACUACCAAAACUAUACUCGCCCCUAAAGAACAACACCAGAGUUUCUGUUCUAAAUCUCGCGCAAAAAAAAAGUCCAUCACUUCCAUCACUUCCAGUCAAAAGUAAUAAAGCUAGUAUGUGUCAAAUAGCUAAUCCUGUACCACCGCGCGACAAAAAGUCCACUAGAAACCUUUUAUUUAGCAAGCACUCGCUAUCUACGCUAAAGCAACCUGCAUCUAUUUCAAAACCCCGUGUAACUCCUCAGAAGCACAUAUCAACACCUACCUCCAUAGCUAAGCAUACCAAGCUUAAAGCUCAAAAGAAUCAAGCUUUUACCCCAAUUCCUAAAUUAAACCCCGACAAUAAAAUCAGCCUUCCUCGAAUACGCGGAUUACCGGUUCCACCAUCUCCAGUCACCAUGGCUAGCAUCUCGGCAAAACUGGCCACUAGUAAGCGUGAUGCUGAUGCAGCUCGAGUUCGUGCAAAGCUUAAUGCCACUCGAUCGGCGAAGAACCAUACUAAAGCCACUAAUAAGUAUCAAUCUUUGCAAGCGAGUAAGUUGCGAGAUUAUGAAUCUCCGGAAUCGAAUACUGUAAUAUCAGAUCAUUCUCCACUCUCCGACUACUCCACUACCACUAAAGAUCCCUCUGAGAAAGCCUGGGACCUUUCAGAAAGUAGUUUCUCUUCACAAGAUACCAUGGGAGACGAGUAUCUGGGCGAGGGCUAUAGCCGGAAACGGAAAGCUAAUGAUAUGCUUGCAAAAGAGACUGGAAGAUCAAAUAGACGAAAGAGCACAUUGAGCUCCUAUGAGCUUGAAUCAUUGAUUCGUGGCGAAUAA